AUAGACAUUACCCAAAACACACGCUCGAAAAUAUCCAAACAUCGAUUCGUAAAGCAAACCAUAAAAAUCGCAUUCGACAGGAGGCAUAACAACUUAAUCAUGACCAGCUUCGUGGAAAAUGCAUUUUUUUGGCCAAUAUUGAACACCGACCACUUCCACCUUUCGCUGGCAUGGCCAGCCCGAAUCACCAACUAAUUAAGCCUUAAUUAACGCAAUAAAUGAAAAACAAAAGAUGUAAAUACAAACAAAAGGCAACGAAACCGCAGUGGAAGCCAGUAGAAAAACUACUAAAAUUAUUAAAUUGGUUGCAUGAAGGAGAAUCGAAUGGUGCCGAAACGAGACGCAGAAAACGGGGAAGUUUAAUAACAUUUUGAAUAAUGAAAGGCAAAGAGAAAAAUCGGUUGAAUGCAGCGCCAAAAAUGCGAAACGAAUGCACACUGCAGAUACGUAUCCACAUGCCACACGCGAAAAGCGGAAAUGUCUUUGGACCGAUGCCGCAUUUUGUUUUCCUUAAACUGGCGCUUUAAAUAAUUGAUGAUACCCUGUCGAAAUCUGGGAACAAGACCUUUCGGACACCUUUAAAAUUGAGGGCAGCGAUCAGGGCAUUCAAAAGGUGAACCUUAAGUGCGGAGCCAACUCCAUGAACGUAGUAUUGGAGACGGAAAAGCCGUUCACGGGUGUGAUGUACACUCGUGGCAGCUUCUACAAGCAGACGCCCCCGUGCUUCAUGAAACCCACUGUCAACCAGGGAUCACGUUCUUUGGAAAUGAACUUCCAGCUGGACCAAUGCCAGACCUUGAAGGAUGGGGACCUAUACACCAACAUAGUGGUGAUCCAAAACGAUCCCGAACUGAUCACGCCAGGAGACUCGGCCUUUUCGCUGGAGUGCGACUUCCGGCAACCCCGCAGCCUGGAUGUGGAGGCCAGCAUGCAGGCCAGGGACAGAGUGGCCACUGGCUCCAAAAUCACACUCACUAGUCCCGAUCCCGCGGCACCCACGGAACAUCUACACAAUUCGGUGGUUAGCAACAGCGAUUCGGUCGAAUACAUACCAAAGUUCAGCAGGCCAAAUAAGACCAUACACCUGGGCUCUGUCGAGGAGGUGGAACUGCCAUCCUCCGCUCAGGGUCGAGAUGAGCUAUAAAACUAUCCAAAACACUGCACCACAAAAAUUAGAAACUACACAACAAAAAUCACAACACUUGAAAAACACUUCCGAAUACAG
Molecule: messenger RNA, 1225 nt
Organism: Drosophila ananassae
Lineage: Eukaryota; Metazoa; Arthropoda; Insecta; Diptera; Drosophilidae
Exons: 3
Coding region: 641-1144 (167 amino acids)
Source: RefSeq, a predicted model, not a curated record